Messenger RNA from Prorocentrum cordatum, 620 nucleotides. The record is from the annotation of a GenBank genome assembly. NCBI's taxonomy places the organism in Eukaryota, Dinophyceae, Prorocentrales, Prorocentraceae.
CAGGAGCGGGCCGACGUGGACGCGGAGGCCGAGGAGGAGGAGGAGGAAGAGGCGGCGGCGCAGGGGCCGAGAGGGCAGCCAGGAGCAGCGCCGCGCGGGGCCGCGUCCGAGGAGCAGGGCGCCGAGGAGGCGCUGGAGCAGGAAGAGGACCCUGCGGAGAGGUCCCGCGGCGGCGAGGACAGCGAGGGCGCGGCCGAGAACCCCGAGGACUCCCCCGAGCCGCUGGAGCCCGAUGACGCAGAGGACGUGCUGUGCGAGGGUCCUCUCGAGAUCAUGAAGAAGGGGCAGAAGAAGAAGAAAUACUGCGUGCUGUUCAAGGACCGCCUCGACUACUGGGCCGCGGCCGAGGACCGGGCGGCCGGCAGCACGGCCACCGGCAGCCUCCCGGCGGAGGUGGUGGCGGAGCUCCGCGCGGAGGACUGGGGCUUCUCCCUGCUCGUUCAGGGCGAGCCGGCCCAGAAGCCGCUGGAGCUCCACUCCACCGGCCGCGAGAACCACCGCAUGUGGCUGGACGCGAUGCAGCGCUGGAAGUGGGGGAAGCAGGACCCCGCGCUCCCCCAGCCGGCCACGAACUUCUCGUUCGUCGAGGAGCCGUCCCGCUGGGAGCCGGCCGCCGAGGC